Dama dama (fallow deer) is the source of this 8868-nucleotide messenger RNA. RefSeq names its product piggyBac transposable element derived 2 (gene PGBD2). The record is from RefSeq and is a predicted model, not a curated record. The transcript has 3 exons. Bases 307 to 2085 code for a protein of 592 amino acids. NCBI's taxonomy places the organism in Eukaryota, Metazoa, Chordata, Mammalia, Artiodactyla, Cervidae. Gene Ontology annotation, molecular function: sequence-specific DNA binding.
CCGAAGGCGAGUGGAGCGCUCUCUUGCCGGACGUUGCGCUGCCGCGACGGCCGACGCCAACAGCGCCGAGGCGCUCUAGGCUCCGCGCUACGAGUGGUAUCUGGCACGAACCACGAGGCUCCAGUCUGUUCAUCGCAGGUCGAGGUCGCCCCGCUUGCACCGCCGACUAGACCCCUCUUGGAUGUGGGAGCGGCGGACCGUAGCGAUGUUUUUUCUCAACGGUGCCCCAGGCGUUGGGCCUCGCUGCCGCAGGCGGACGAUUCUUAGACUCUGCAAGUAAAGAUAACCUGGUGUUCCCAGUAUAUCAUGGCUUCAUCUUCAAGCGGCCUCUCUACUGGGAGAAGUACCAGCUCAAAGCUGAAGUCUGUGAAGUUACUUGAGGUUCUGAAUGCUCUGGAAGAGGAGGAAUCUCACAGUAGGGAAGAGAUCUUCAUUGCACCACCCAAAAAUGCUGCAGGGGACUUCACUGAUGAAGACUCAGGUGAUGAAGAUGGCCAGCGAGGAACCCACGUGCCCGGUAAUGUGUUGCAUGCUUUUGUGGUCCCUGAGGACUCUGGCACUGCAGAGGAGGAGGAGGAUGACCUGCAACUGCAGCCAGCCACGAAGAAACGGAAGGCAGUAGUGGAACCUCAACGUGUUUGGACCAAAAGAGAUAUCCGCCCGGACUUCAGCAGUUGGACAGCAACAGAUCCUCAUAUGGAAGAUCUCAAAAGCCAGGAACUGAGUCCUGUAGGUCUCUUUGAACUGUUUUUUGAUGAAGGAACAAUUAAUUUUAUUGUUAAUGAAACCAAUCGUUAUGCUAGGCAGAAAAAUGUCAACCUGGGUCUGACAGCCCAGGAAUUGAAGUGUGUCUUGGGCAUUUUGAUUUUAAGUGGGUAUAUCUCUUAUCCAAGGAGAAGGAUGUUUUGGGAAACAUCUCCUGACUCACAUCAUCAUCUUGUGGCUGAUGCAAUUCGAAGGGACAGAUUUGAACUGAUCUUCUCAUACCUGCAUUUUGCAGAUAACAAUGAGCUUGAUGAAAGUGAUAGGUUUGCCAAGGUCAGGCCUCUUAUCGUACGCAUGAACUACAAUUUCCGGAAGCAUGCACCCUUGGAAGAGUUCUAUAGCUUUGGCGAAUCCAUGUGUGAAUACUUUGGACACCGGGGGUCUAAGCAGCUGCCUGCGGGGAAGCCUGUGCGGCUGGGCUACAAGAUCUGGUGUGGGACGACCAGCAGGGGCUAUCUGGUGUGGUUUGAGCCCUCCCAGGGCACACUGUUCACUAAGCCAGACAGGGGCCUGGACCUGGGAGGCAGUAUGGUGGUGAAAUUUGUGGAUGCACUUCAGACGCGUGGCUGUCUGCCAUACCACAUAUUUUUUGACAAGGUUUUUACAAGUGUCAAAUUGAUGUCCAUUUUAAGGAAGAAAGGAGUGAAGGCCACAGGAACUGUUCGUGAGUACAGAACUGAGCGUUGUCCCCUUAAAGAUCCCAAAGAACUGAAGAAAAUGAAGAGGGGUUCGUUUGAUUACAGAGUUGACGAGAGUGAGGAGAUCAUUGUGUGCCGCUGGCACGAUAGCAGUGUGGUCAACAUCUGCUCCAAUGCUGUGGGCAUAGAGCCAGUGGGGCUGACCAGCCAUCACUCAGGAGCUGCCAAGAUGCAGACCCAGGUUCAUCAGCCAUCCCUGCUGAGACUGUACCAGGAGAAGGUGGGGGGUGUUGGCCGUAUGGACCAGAACAUCGCCAAGUACAAGGUGAAGAUCCGGGGUAUGAAGUGGUACUCAAGUUUCAUUGGUUAUGUUAUUGAUGCGGCUCUUAACAAUGCUUGGCAGCUGCAUAGGAUAUGCUGCCACGAUGCCCAGGUGGACCUCCUGGCCUUCCGAAGAUAUGUGGCCUGUGUGUACUUAGAGAGCAAUGCAGACACGUCAUCCCAGGGGAGGAGAAGCCGGCGGCUGGAAACUGAGAGCCGCUUCGACAUGAUUGGGCACUGGAUCAUCCACCAGGACAAGAGGACCCGCUGCGCCCUGUGCCACUCACAGACCAACACCCGCUGUGAGAAGUGCCAGAAGGGCGUCCACGCCAAGUGCUUCAGGGCAUACCACAUCCGGUAAUGCCUGACGGGCAGAGGGGGCCCUCUGGGUAUUCCAUUUGCAAUGAGAUGUUUACAACUAGGUACAGAGAGCAUUUGGGGCACUUGUGUGUAGUGUUGACAAAAAGGAACCUGAGUCCUUGAUUUGGUUUUGUAUUUCUCCCCAUUUUCAUUACAGUUACCUUUUAAUUAUCUUCUAUUAUGCCUACAUGUAAUAUACAUUAAUAUUUAUAUUAGUCAUCAUAAAUUUUUGUAAAGAUAUAUUUUGUACAGCUAUUUAUUUCAACUUAUGGGCCCUUUUUAUUCAAAUAAAAUUCUUCCUUUGGGGUAUAGCUGUCUGGUAAGGACAAUUGAAUGUAACCAAAACCUUAGAGAAACUUGUGAACAGUAAAAGGAUUUUAUAGUAUAUGCUAUCAGUUAUACUAAUCUGAUAUAGGCAAUAUUGUAUCAAUAUGAUGAAGGAUAUCUUAAUCAUAUUUAUUUCAUUGUAAUCUAAUGCUAGCAAACUAUCCAGGGAUAGAUAAUCUGCCAUUAUUUACCCAGCUGACUAGAUUUAUAGAGUUUGUAUUUUCUUGAGAAAAAAUAUUUUCCUAAUACAUGUAUAUCCAUAUAGAAUCCAUUUUUUUAAAUAGUGUGAAGGAGGGAAUUUUUUCACCUAAAUGGAUGGUCAGCAUCAUUUAUUAAAGGUUAAAUAUAUUUCCCCAAUGAUUUAAAUUCUACCUUUAAAAAUUCCUGAACUUUGGGGGAAAGUAUUGAAACAAAGAAAAAAGUUUAUGUUGGAAAGCCUAGUGGAAUAUAAUCCAGAAGAAUAUAAGAAAUACAUAUAAAAAUUUGGACUUAAUCAAAAACCUAAGAGAGCAUGUUGAAUAUUUUUAUUUGGGAAAGAACUUGCUACAAUAGCACAAAUAAAAAGAGUAUAUCAAUGUAUUUGACCAUAUAAAACUAAAAUAUCCAUUAGCAAAGGAAAACAUGAGGAAAUUGAGAAGAUAUGUUUCACAUUAUUCCAUUUGUAGUAGUAUCUUCAGUGCAAAAAGAUCUUAUAAACACAUAGGUGGCAAGGAUAAAAUGUGCACUUAUAUGUAAAAUAACAAAUGGAAGAUAAACAGUGAAGAUACAUAAGUGAUGGACAGGGAAGCCUGGCAUGCUACAGUCCAUGGGGUUGUAAAGACUGGGACACAACUUAGCAACUGAUUUAAACUGAGAUGUCCUUUUUUAAACAAAUUAAUUUAUUUGUACAUAAUUCCUGUUGGCAUGAAUAUAGGAAGGUGACAGACUCAUGCAGAACCUGAGGAAGUAUGAAUCUGCACAACCUUCCUGAAGGUGAUCUAACAGGUCCAUCCAAAAUCUUAAAAAUUAAAAACAGAAAAGCAAAUGUUUGGUCCAUUGUGAUGUAAAUAAAAGGGAGAAAAGGGACAGAUCCUUCCUUCAGUAGAAUCCCAACAAUUAAAUGGAGAAGGGAGGAUGGAAAUAAAAUACUGUUAUUUGGCAAACAUCACAGCAGUAAUUUUGCAGGUAAUAACUAUCUGUAGAUGCUAACCUUAGGGCAGAGAAUUUCCUGACAAGAUUUCCAGAGGGAAUAAGCAGUAACCACUUAGUGGGAAAAUCAGGCACACCACCACAACCAACCAAAGUUAAUACUACCUGUAUUGAGAUAUAGAUGUCCUGUGCUACCCACCUCACCUCAGGUAUGGUAGGUACACUGUGAUAUUCCUGCCAAGAAGGUAAAACCUGAAUUCUAAAUCACGAGAAAACAGAAGACAGACCCAAAUUGAGGGAUAUUUAGCAGAACAGUUAGCUAAUACCUUUUGAAAGUGUUGAGGUUGUAAAAGAAAAUGAAAAGGAGGGUCUGUCCAAGAUUAGAUGAGACCAACGAAGUAUAGCAAAUGCAAUGUGUGAUACUGGCCAGGUUCCACAAAAAAGGUUUAGUGGGAUAACUGAUGAAACUUGAAUAAGGUCUGAAGUCACACCAUUUUAUAAAUAUUCACUUCCUGCCUUUGACAAUUGUACUAUGGUUAUUCAGGAUGUCAACAUCUGGGGAAGAUAAGUAAUAGGAGCUAGCUAUCUGUACCGCUGGAACUUUUGUAGGUUUGAAAUGCUUUAAAAGUGGAUGUUAAAAAAUGUUUAUACCUUUGGCACAUCUUUAGGAAUCUAGCCUGGACACUUAAAGACAUUUGUCUUAAGAAGUUUGUUGAUCAAAUUUUACUUUUCAGUUUUUGUCUCUUGUGUCAUGAUGAUCCUGAGAUUUUAGCAUUUACUUACCAGGUAUUUUUUGCCUAACUUAUCAUCCAACUGAAUUAAUUGAAUGGUUGUGAAAACAGUUUGUAAAGCUUCCAGAAGCUCCAGAAUGGCCAAUUAUGACUUCCAUGGUGGCUCAGAUGGGAAAGAAUCUGCCUGCAAGGCAGGAGACUCAGCUUCAAUCCCUGAGUCAGGAAGCUCCCCUGGAGCAGGGAAUGGCUACCCACACCAGUAUUCUUGCCUGGAGAAUUCCAUGGGGAGAGGAACCUGGCAGGCUAUCGUCCCUGGGGUCGCAGAGUCACACACAGCUAAGCGACUAACACUUUCUUAAGAGCUAAAGGAAAAAUUGGCUCUGAGACUGAUGGAUAGUCUCAAGUUGUAAUUGAUGUAGGAACAUGUGCAGGCUAUUCCAGGCCACUGAAUGAUGCCAGAACUAAUACAGUAGAAUCUGUGUAGACAAUGCCAAGUCUCACAACUGGCAGUCAAGGCCAGAUGACAUUCCUUGUUGGCAUAUUCCCAAAGGAAUUUAGGGUACAAAAUGAAACUAUGGUUGGUCACCAAUCCUACAAGUAGGGAAGCACUUGAACAGAAUGUCCCCUUGUCUACUCUAGCAGAACCGUUCAUGAAUCUUUCAACUGGAAAGGUUAUGAAAGUUGUCCUGGUUAUUCUGAAUGGCAUUUCAAAAUCCUUCCAGUUGUUAAGAAGCUGGACAAAAUUUUAAAAAAACAAAAGCAAAAACUAAACAGUAUACCAGACUAUGAAAACAUGUAUAACAUUGAAGUUCUUCUAAUGAACAAUGAAAAUAACUUUGUCUUAAGGCUUCAUUGAUUACCAGACAAUUACGUCUUUAUAAAACAACAAAUGUAAAACACAUAAAAUUUACUAUCUUCACUGUUUUUAAGUAUAUAUAGUUUAGUAGUGUUAAUUAUGGUCACAUUGUUGUGCAAAAGAUCUGUAGAACUGAAAUUCUGUAUCAAUUGAACAACUCAUUUUCCCCUCUUCCAAUAAGUCUCCCAGUCUUUGUUGUGGACCUCAGUUUGCUUGUUGGGACCUGCCUUCAGCAUUCAGUCAGGCAGUGUACAGUUUCACCUCAACCUUCACUUCCAGCUUGUGUUGAGCCUCCCUGUUAACCAGAAGUGAGUGCUUAGAGCUUCUCAGGUAUUCCUGAGUAAGCGCACAUCUCUGGCAGUGUACACAAUCCUAUGAAAGCACACGGCCUUCAAGAAUCCCAGGACUGUGUGAAAGCUUUUCAGAGUCUGCUACAGAUAUCUCAUUCCCCAAGUUUUCUUUUUAAGCCUUUUGGUUAACCAAUUUUUGCCCAAAUAGUAUGUAUUGCCUUUGGCAGUCACGAUGUUCCAACAGUUGCCUUUGAUUGUUUUUUUCAAAAUGCCUGUGGGGCCUAUUUGUACUGGAUGAGUGCUGAGUCGGAUCAAAUAUAGAUGAUUUUGCUAGUGGGGAUCUUCCAGGGAAUGAGCAGAGUACAUGAUAAUUCUCUGGGGACUGGUCUUUGAAGGAGAUCCAUUCCUGACUUGCCACUCCAGUUAUUGCCCUGCUCCUGUUUUUUCCACUUCAGGCUGUUGUUUUUCAAGGUUAUAGCUAAACAGGAGAGGGAACAAUAAGAAUAAUAGAUGAGUUAAAAGGCCAUAAAACUCACCAAUUUAGUAAGUUUCAGCCAUUUUUCUCAAGUAAAUCCUCUCCAGAUUGCUGAAAGCCUUUGUUUAAUUUUCAGAAGUCUGAAAAAGUUGAUUCUGGAAAAAUGUCUAGUGUUUUCAUUGCUUUUAUGGGUAUGAAAUUUAUUUUCAGAAAUCCUUACUCUGGCAUUUUUGCUAACAUUAGUUUUGAAAAGUUGUUAUGCUGCAUAAACAAGUUUUUCUUUCUGUACUCUGAAGAUACCUGUUCAUUGUCUCCUGACUUGCAUUGUUUUUUUGUUUUUUGUUUUUUUGGUAAGUCUCUUGUAAUUCUUAUUCUCUUGGUUCUGUAUAUAAUGUGUCUUUUUCUCUUCAAGUGCUUUAAGACUGUCUCUUUAUCACUGAUUUUUAGCAAUUUUAUUAUGCUGUUCUUUGUAGUUUUCUUCCUAUUUCUUCCUAUUGCUUGGGAAUAUUUGAGCUUCUUGGGAAUGUCAGUUCAGUUUUCAUCAAAUGUUUUGUUUAAAUAUCUUAAUACUCUUCAAAACUGUCCUUGUUGAAUGUUAAUACUCUUCAGAACUGUUCUUGAAUGAUAGAAGAACUGUCCUUGUGAAAGGUUGUUGCUGAGCCACAAAAAGGCGCUGGGAUUCUUGGCCUCUGGAGGAGAAGAAUUCAAUCGGGGGCCAGAGACAAGGCUUGAUCGCUCAGAGCUUUUGUGUAAUAAAGUUUUAUUAAAGUAUAAAGGAGAUAGAGAAAGCUGACAUAGACAUCAGAAGAGGGCAGAAAGACUACCCCCCUGUUAGUUUUUAGCUGGAUGUUAUAUAGUUACUAGCAGUCUGUUAAUGAAAGAAAGGAAUGUCUUAAAACUCAGACAAUGGCACCAGGUCCCUCAUCCAUAAGAUGUAUUUUGGGAUAAUCUUGGCACCAGCGGAGUCAUUCCAGGCCAUAAAACGAUUGACUUGAAUCUUCUAGAAAGGCAGAUUACCAUACAAAUACUUUCGCUUACAUAGAUUAGAGAAACAAUGUCUGAGUAUAACAUACUGAUUUGUCAAGUCAAUUCUGAGUCAUUAGGCAGAACCGACUAGAAGACAGAGGCUAGGGUAAAUGCGUAGUGUAUUAACAUAGCUUAAGACAAACAUUUCCAUAAGAAAAAUGCAUUGGUUAACUCAAGGUUUGAAAAUAGUUAAGUUCAGGUGGAACCAGGUGUCAUUAUGGCAACACAGUAUUUUAAGAGAAACCUCUUUUUUAAUUUGUAUAGAGAAGGGGGAAAAAAAAUGUAUCACUAGUUUCCUCCUGCCACUUGAGAGAAAGAAAAAGAUGGCUGACACUUGCAGCCUAUUUCCUCCGAUUGGAGACCCCUGGACUUCCUGCCUCUUACCCUCUCACUUAUUUCUUGAAUGAUAGAACAACUGUCCUUGUUUCUUAAAUGAUAAAUAAGGGAUGUUGGUGUGCAGUGAAUCAAAGGGAAAAAUAAGUUGUUUUUCCCUGUGUACAUGAGUCGUCUCUGGGGUUGUAGAUGUAACAGUGGCAGCACAAGAGUAGGGGCUCAGCACUUGGGAGGAGUGCUUAUAGGGGUUGGGGAGGGUAAGUUAUAAAAAGGAUAAGUUAAAAAAAAAACCCUGAAAUCCAAACACUAUGUCUAUUGAAAUUCAGAAGUAAAUUUCAGGAAGGCAGUGAUUUCACAGAAGAAGUAAUGACUCUCUUCUUCAAGAUGUAGGUGGAGACAGUGAUGUGUUGGUAAAUUAGCUCUCGAAAAAAAUAUUCUUAAGACAAAAAAAAUUAAAAGCCUUAGUUGAUAGUCUUCUUCAGCUGCCAUGGUCUGAAUACCUCCACCAUGCUAUCAAUGGUUUAACAACCAACUUGCAGAAUUAUUUAAGAUUUAACAGUUAGCUCUUGUGAGUCGGUAUGAACCAGCUCCAGAACACUGGUAGUGGAAUAUACGGCACAAACCAUAAGGUUUAGAAAAAACAAGCCACCUAACCCAGCACUCAGCAGGCAUUUCACCCAGACCCUUGGAAAGGUGACAGCCACAGAUCAGAAGACACAGAAGAGGAAACAUUCAGCAAAUAUGAUGUCAAUGAAGGAAAAUAUGUGCUCCACAGCCCUUUUGAGUGCUUUCUUAUUCUUUAGAAGCUGGAGGCUCUUGGGGAUGUUGGUGGAUGAGGCAGGGCAGGGAAGAAGGUGCAGAUUGCAUGAAGGAAAAUCAGAUCUGUGUUUCCAGGGACAAUCAACCAGGAAAGAAGGUGAGUGGAAGUGAGGUAGCAAGAAAGUUCUAGAGAAUAGUUCUAGAAAAUGAAGUCUUGUGUUAACUUUUAUUUCCUUGCCUCAUAGUUUAGCCUUGGUUGAUUUCACCUGAAAAAUUAUGGGAAGGAAAACCAGAGUGUGUGUUUUUGUAAAUUUUUGCAAAACUUUUCUAUCUUUUUAAUAUAGUAUGUUCAGACAUGUGGUAAUAUUUGAACAUGUGGAAGGUGGAAAUUUUUUUAUUGAAAUUAUAGGUUAUUACAAGAUUAAAAUAGAGUGAUUUAAUUGGAUUUUUGUUUAGGUCUGUUUUUAGCCCCUUCAAUUUUCAAGAUUUGACACCAAGAACUCAACUUAGUUUUUAUCGUCACGUAAGGGUCUUUUGUUGGAGAUGGCAAUGGCAACCCACGCCAGUACUCUUGCCUGGAAAAUCCCCAUGGACAGAGGAGCCUGGCAGGCUACAGUCCUUGUGGUCACAAAGAGUCGGACCUUACUGAGCAACUAGGCACAGCACAGCACAAGGGUCUUUUAUAAACUGAAGCAUUUCAGGACUUUCAGUCAUGGUUGGCCUCUUUCAAAGACUAUAAUAGAUUCACAUUUCCUUUGUAGUUGAAAAAAGCAUCAUUGAUCCAGUUUUCUUGGUGAAACUUCAUCAUCCUUACCAUCACUACAUCUACCACCUCAGCUACCAUCACUCCAAUUACACC